AUGACUACAGCAUCCUCAAAGACCUCCUGGGCCUUGAAGAAGCAAGUCCUUGUUUCUUUGCCCAAGGGAGAUAGUCCUUGUUUGGCUAAGUUUUACAUCAAUUACGAUGGAGAAGCUAAUCAAGGCACCAUAUCACUCAAUUUCAAAGCAAACUUGGCUAACUCGAGAGGCAAAGUAGAGCAAUUUUCAUUUAUUAUCCCACCAAGCGCAGUCGAAAGGUACAAAGUUGUACAGCCCACCACUGAAACACUUUUCCCAGAAUCCUUUUUGGCGGAACUCCCAGCCCAGACGCAUUGUAUCUCGACGGUUGUAACACUGGCACUUCAGCUGCAUGAAAUGGGUACUGUUGCUGGUCCGCCUCUCAUACAGCCCCCUAAUAAAGAAGAUCCGAAUCUCGCCGCGCUUAGAAAGAUCUGCAAAUCCAGUUCUCUAUAUAUACACUUUACCCAGCGACAAUUCAACAACGGUGAACUCGAUCGGCUCAAGACCUUUUUCUUUACACUAAAAGAAGGACUUCGGCCGAAGAUUUUCAACCAUGCUCGCAAAGGCAGAAUCGAGAGAGAUGGCCAUGUCUUUGGGAAGAUGCUUGAUCCUCCCCCAUACUCUGAGGAAUUCGAGCCCGAGCAGUUGCAGGGAACGGAUCUACCCUCAUAUAAACACCACUCGAAAGGAGUGCACGUGGGUGGAAAACGGCGCCGAGACCACUCAUCAAUCCCACCCGAGGAUGACAGACGAACAAGACAUGUUCUUACAUCUCCAGAGCCUUCGUGUUAUUCAACCGAACCUAAUACACCAAGUAUUCCAUCUCCAUCCCCAUUAUCGGCCUCAAUCCAAGCAACCCACUUUACGCGUGCUUCAUCACUCAGCCGCAUGGAACACGAUACACUUGCCCGUAUUGAGAAUCUGCUCCAGGGGGCUUCCGAUGAUCUAAUCCGUCACUUAUUGACUCGCCUGGGAUGCCGAUGUCCGCAGACUAGACCUAAACCUGUAGAGAGCAAACUAUCAUUCAAGUCCGAUGCACUUAGUUCUACCAAGGGCGGGCAGAUUGAUCCCGGCGUCCAAGAAUACAUCGAUCGGGCGAUUGCGGACCAUUUCCAGUCCGAUAACCUCAAGAUGAUCUUCGAUAGUAUGAUGGACAAGGGGGUGGAUCAGGUCUUCGAUGCAUGUAAAAUGCACGAAACCGAGUUCCGCGAGCAGGUGGAGGAAUGUAAUUCCGAGGUACGCAUUACCGCCAAUGAAUGUGUGAAGGACAUACAAGAACAAGUACAAAAGUGUAUGGACGAGAUAGAUGAGCAUGUGCAACAGUGCAUGGAUGAUAUCAAGGUUCAGGGAGAGGAGGUGGAGAUGUCUGCGGAGGAGGCAAAGGCAAAUGUUGCUCGAUUCAAGCGCUGGUUUGACAUGCCGUCUGGCCAGGUCCGCUUCGGUAGCAAGUCAAGCCCUACGAGCCAUGAGCUCAGCACUACCACUGCUAAGUGA
Aspergillus uvarum CBS 121591 is the source of this 1476-nucleotide messenger RNA. RefSeq lists its product as uncharacterized. Bases 1 to 1476 code for a protein of 491 amino acids. The record is from RefSeq and is a predicted model, not a curated record. Lineage: Eukaryota; Fungi; Ascomycota; Eurotiomycetes; Eurotiales; Aspergillaceae. The transcript has 3 exons.